Molecule: messenger RNA, 309 nt
Organism: Entamoeba histolytica HM-1:IMSS
Lineage: Eukaryota; Evosea; Mastigamoebida; Endamoebidae
Exons: 1
Coding region: 1-309 (102 amino acids)
Source: RefSeq, a predicted model, not a curated record
AUGGAUUUAUCAAGUCCAAACUCUACACCCACAGAAAAUACACCUCUACUUAAAACUAACCAAAAGAGUCAAGAAGAAAUUAAUGUUUUUCAAUCUCCAUCAAAAAUAGACACUUUUAUUAAUUCCCUAUCUCGGUUAUUUAAUUCUGAAACAACAAACACUUUAGACAUUGACACUCAAACAACAUUAUCAACAAAAACACAACUCACAACAUUAUCAGAAUUUAUCAAAGUUGAAAACCAAUAUAAAGAGAAAAGGGAAAGAUGUUUAAAAAGAAAAGGACCUUAUGAGGCAUUGAGAAGUAAUUGA